Aspergillus affinis is the source of this 819-nucleotide messenger RNA. RefSeq lists its product as uncharacterized. Bases 1 to 819 code for a protein of 272 amino acids. The record is from RefSeq and is a predicted model, not a curated record. The transcript has a single exon. Lineage: Eukaryota; Fungi; Ascomycota; Eurotiomycetes; Eurotiales; Aspergillaceae.
AUGGCGUCCACAAAUCCAUUCGACAACCCUCCUCCGUCAGACCCUCACCCUGAGCCUGAAUCUGAACCCAACCGUGACCCUCAACCUCAACUCCACCAUCCACCCACAUCUCCCACCUUAGCAGAGAGCACGAUGCCUCCCCCAAAGACAGCCCUCCAAGUCGACUUCUCCCUCAAAAAAUGGAAAGUCAUCAUCAGCCCCAUCUCCACGUCCUCCAGCUCCCCAGAACCCUCCGACUCGGCGCUCUACCGCAUCGACACACAAUCCACACGCCGACCACAAAUGCUCUUCCGACGCGCCAACGCCCCUGAAUCCUCUCCCCCCUUCGGCACCGGCACGCUCCACACCUUCAGCAUAAACCCGGACUACACGCUACACAACACUUCGCAACCCCUCACGGCUACGAAACGCUUCCGCACAUCCUACACCUACCAAUCAGCCAUCUUCUCGCGCGUCCCCGGCCAGACGGAAACAAUGACAUGGACAUCCACAAGCGGAUUCAAGAACUGGGAUUUCAUCCUGCUCGACGGGGACAUGUUGCCUGUGGCGCGGUAUUCGAGUCGUGUGUGGGCGGUGCGGAAAUGGGGCAAGAUUGAGUUCCUGGGCGAGAGGACGGAAGAUGAGCGUGCAAGGGAGGAGAUCGUGGUUACCGGUUUGGUGUUGUUUUUCUGUAUGGUGGUGAGGGCGAGUAGUAUUUUUGCCUUUUUUGGAGCGUGCUUUUAUCGUCCGGGCGUGAAUGUGAAGAGGAGUUUGGAGGGCGGGAAGGGUGAUGUUCAUGUUGAUGUUGAUGGCGAUGGUCAUGGGGGUAGGAGGGAGUGA